AUUUUACGGUGACGUUCUAUUACGGCAGCGCAACACAGUUUUACUAUAGCACGUGAAGGCGUCAUAAAACCCGGCGCACAUUACGGUCGGCGGGCGGUCACUUUUAACAGUCCGAAAACCGUCAAUAUAGAUAGAAGAGCUGCGAGUGGCUCAGACAGCAGCAGAGGUCGAGAGCGUUUAUGACACAUGACUCAUGGGGAGAAAACAUUAACUAAAACUAUUUUUAUUGGAAACAUAUUUGAGGUGCUAGAUCUACUGUCACAAUGACCGGAGGCAGCGGUGUCGAGGGAGUUUAAUGCGUUUAACAACCCUGGAUGUUUUUUUCUCUUUUUUUUGGACUUUGAUGAAAAAACCCCAUUAAACUUACUCUGAGAAAACAGCGAGGCUAUUGUCCCUGGGCUGUCAGUGGUGAGUUUUUAUUUCCCAAUUUACAGCUUAAAGCGGGCAUUUAUCAGAUUAACAUCAAGACUUAAUAAAAAAAAAGGAAGGAAGAAAAACGCCACGAAGGCUUAUUGAUUUCUGAACUAAUUAAAGUGGAUCAAGUUCAAUCUUGACUGACUUUAUCUGACUUAAAAUCGAAAGACACCUAAAACUAAGCUGAAGUAAACACUGGAGUUACCUGGAGCAAGGAGCUGAAUGGCCUCUGUUGUAGCAGUGAAAACUGAGAAGCGUCCUGCAGCUGAUUCUCAGGAUGCAGAGUCAAACGCUAAAAAGCCCAGGAAACUGCUGCCCAGCCUGAAGACCAAACGAGCCCCCGAGCUUGUUCUGGUGAUUGGUACGGGGGUGAGCUCUGCAGUGGCUCCGCAGGUUCCUGCUCUUCGCUCUUGGAAGGGGCUUAUACAGGCCCUCCUCGAUGCAGCCAAUGAUUUUGAUCUGCUGGAGGAGGAGGAGAGCCGGCGUUUCCAGAAGCACAUGCAGGAAGAUAAGAAUUUGGUGCAUGUGGCCCAUGACCUCAUUCAGAAACUUUCCCCGAGGACGGGAAAUGUUCGAUCCACGUUCUUCAAAGACUGUCUGUACGAAGUGUUUGACAACUUGGAGUGCAAGAUGGAGCACGCAGGGAAACACCUCUUGCGAUCUGUGCUGCAGUUGAUGGAGAGCGGCGCGUUGGUGCUUACCACCAACUUCGACAACCUGCUGGAGAUCUACGCAGCCCACCAGGGCACCAAGCUGGAGUCUUUAGACCUGACCGAUGAAAAGAAGGUGUUGGAGUGGGCUCAGGAGAAACGGAGGUUAAGCGUUCUGCAUAUUCACGGCGUUUACACUAACCCGUGUGGCAUUGUGCUGCACCCUGCUGGCUACCAGAAUGUACUGAGGAACACUGAGGUUAUGCGUGAGAUCCAGAAGCUGUACGAGACCAAGUCCUUUGUGUUCCUCGGCUGCGGACGCACGGUGGACGACACGACCUUUCAGGCCUUGUUCCUGGAGGCGGUCAAGCACAAGUCAGACCUGGAACACUUCAUGCUUGUGCGGCGGGAAGACGUGGGAGAGUUCAAGAAGCUGCGUGACAACAUGUUGGACAAGGGCAUCAAGGUAAUCUCAUACGGCGACGAGUACGGUGACCUGCCUGAGUACUUUGAGAGGCUGGCCAACGAGAUCUGCAACCGCGACGUCUCUACCAACGGCUGGGGAUCACCUUCACAAAACGCAGAGGAACAGCAGAAUGGCUUCAGCACACAGAAAAACCUCCUACAGGGCUAAGACCAGAUGCAACUCCUUCACUCGGAGAAGAUGCCACUUUCAAGAGACAUUUUCAGAAUAACACAACUUAAACUUGACCCAAAACUCA
This is a messenger RNA of Poecilia latipinna (sailfin molly), 1786 nucleotides long. RefSeq names its product family with sequence similarity 118 member B (gene siral1). The record is from RefSeq and is a predicted model, not a curated record. The coding region runs from base 637 to 1698 and encodes 353 amino acids. NCBI's taxonomy places the organism in Eukaryota, Metazoa, Chordata, Actinopteri, Cyprinodontiformes, Poeciliidae. The transcript has 7 exons.